AUGGCGUCGAGUGACCAAUCAUCCACGUACCACAUCGGGUUCAAACAGGGUACCAUCAAGCUGUUCGAGCUGCGGAACGUCUCGACAUGUCUGCAGUACCUCCUCCCGACGCUGAAGUUGCUGCCGCCCACUUUCUCUCUCCUGGACGUUGGCUGCGGCCCAGGUAGCAUCACCCUCGAUCUGGCGCGGCACUUUCCCCAGGCCACAAUCAUUGGCGUGGACCAGAGCGCCGAGGUGACGGAGCGCAACCAGGCCAGCGUCGAGGCCCUCGCCCCAGGCACACGCGUGGAGUUCCGCCAGGGCGACAUACUACGCCCCGAGACGUUUCUCACUCCCGCCGAGAUGGAGGCCAAGUUCGACGUCGUCCAUGAACACACCACGCUCAUCUGCAUCCCCGAGAACGCCCCCGUCCUGAGGCAGAUGCGGCUGCUCGCGAAGCCCAAGGGCGGCAUCGUGGCGUGUCGCGACGGGGAUACGCAAUCGCAGGUGCUGUGGCCGCCGUGUCCCGAGAACGCGGAGCUGCAGGAGCGCAUUUACAGGAUGAACGGGCUAGAGACGCAGACCGGGCGCCGGCUGAUCCACAAGGCGCUGGAAGCCGGGUUCCGAAGGGAUCAGAUCACGGCGUCGGCGAGCGUGCUGUCGAAUAUCACGCCCGAGGAGAGGUUUGCAUAUGCAGGGUCCAUGCUGGAUAUUCUCGCCGACGAGAACUCUGAGUAUCGUCGGGCGGCGGCCAAGUUUGGGUACACAGCGGAGCAGAUAGAUGUGCUCCGCGUGAAUAUGCAGCGGUUCAUUGACGCCGAGGAUGCUUGGAGACUGUUGAUAUGCACAGAAAUCAUCUGUCGGCUGGAUGCAGAUGAUAAGACCGGUCCAACAAACACUUUAGCCUAG
Molecule: messenger RNA, 888 nt
Organism: Colletotrichum gloeosporioides
Lineage: Eukaryota; Fungi; Ascomycota; Sordariomycetes; Glomerellales; Glomerellaceae
Product: putative methyltransferase C1B3.06c
Exons: 1
Coding region: 1-888 (295 amino acids)
Molecular function (GO): methyltransferase activity
Source: RefSeq, a predicted model, not a curated record